This is a messenger RNA of Habropoda laboriosa, 949 nucleotides long. Its product is annotated as alpha-tocopherol transfer protein-like. Bases 1 to 924 code for a protein of 307 amino acids. Lineage: Eukaryota; Metazoa; Arthropoda; Insecta; Hymenoptera; Apidae. The record is from RefSeq and is a predicted model, not a curated record. Gene Ontology annotation, molecular function: phosphatidylinositol bisphosphate binding. The transcript has 3 exons. Gene Ontology annotation, cellular component: membrane.
AUGGCUGGCAAGAAGAUGCUCCCUUUGCCGUAUCCUUUCUCGCUGGAGGAAGCGCUGAAGAAGAAUCCGGAAACAAAGACGUCGGAUAUCGGGAUGCUGAGGGAAUGGUGCGAGAAGCAGCAACAUCUUCCAAUAAUUUCCGAUCUGCAUCUGUUACUCUUCCUGCACAGCAAUUACAACAGCAUGGAAGCAGCGAAGAACACUGUGGAGAAUUUCUUUACGAUCAGGUCACACGUUCCAGAAUUCUUCGCGAACAGGGAUCCUCUAGGAUCGAAGGAACUGCGCCAGGCGUUCAACACUGCAUUCACUACCCAAUUGUCAGGCCUCUCGAAGCAAGGUUACAACGUACUAUUCGGGAAGUUAAUUGACGGGGAUUCGUCACAUUACUCCUUCGAGGAGUGCACCAAGUACUUCUUCAUGAUAUCAGAUCUGAUCGGGCUGAAAAAUGGACCGUGCGACGGAUACGUUUUCAUCGGUGACGCUUCUGAAGUGUCACUGGGCCACGUAGGCCGGAUGAGUCCCAUGGGAAUGAAGAAGCUGGUGAUGUACGUUCAAGAGGCGAUUCCUGUCCGUUUGAAGGAGAUACAUUUUAUCAAUACACCGCCGGUGAUGGACGUGAUAAUGAACAUGGCGAAGCCGUUCAUGAAGAAGGAACUCUGGAGCAUGAUACAUUUGCAUUCAUCGUUGAAGACCCUGGAGGAGUUCGUUGCUGUCGAUCUUCUGCCGAGCGAAGUGGGUGGAAAGGCGGGAUCGAUAUCGCAAUUGCACGAAGAGCAAAUGAAAGAAAUCGACGAUAAACGUGAAUGGUUCAUCGAGGAGGAGAAAUUGUCGCGGGUGGAUGAGUCAUUGCGCAUUGGCAAAAGUAAAACUGCCAACGACCUAUUUGGUGUCGAGGGGACUUUCAAAAAGCUCGAAAUAGAUUGAGCAAUUCUUUCUUUCAUCCUAUAAA